Messenger RNA from Suillus discolor, 2169 nucleotides. RefSeq lists its product as uncharacterized. The record is from RefSeq and is a predicted model, not a curated record. The transcript is spliced from 10 exons. Bases 1 to 2169 code for a protein of 722 amino acids. NCBI's taxonomy places the organism in Eukaryota, Fungi, Basidiomycota, Agaricomycetes, Boletales, Suillaceae.
AUGUCCCAAACUGGGUCACAAGGAAACUACCCGCGCCACCAGGCCAGUGGACUUUACAUCCCUUGCACAAAGCCGGGGUGUAACCGUUGGUUCAAGAACCGAUCAGGGUAUAUGCAGCAUGUGAAUGCGAAGCACCCCGUGUUCUUACGUCCACAUGCAGUGACUCAGGCUUCUGUCCCUCAUUCACCAAGUCCUGCAUUGUCCUUUGAUUUGGAUUUUGGUGAUGCCAACAACACGGACUUGGGACCGGAAGAUCCCUUGCAACCAACCACUCGAUUUGUUGGGCCUGACAACCAGUUGUAUAGAAAUUAUUAUCCACUUCUGUCUGCUCGCCCCUGUGAUCGUGAAGACAAGGCGUCAGAUGACUGGACACCUUACAAGAGUCGGGUAGAGUUUGAGCUCGCCGACUACCUAUUUACGGAAAAUCAGACCCCCAUGCAUUCAAUCGACCAGCUGUUAAAUAUAUGGGCAGCUUCAUUGAUUGAAGGGGGUAGCAAAACAACUUUGUUUCCCGACCACCGUGCACUUUACAAGACCAUCGACGAUACACCCCUCGGAGACAUUAAAUGGCAGUCGUUUUCAAUUCUGGAACAAGGUGUCACACCCUGGAUGACAGAUAGCUAUGAUGUUUGGUUUCAUGAUCCACGCAACGUUGUUAACAAUAUGCUUUCUAAUCUGGACUAUACUAUGGAAAUCGAUCUCCAACCUUACCAUGAGUACACAACCGAAAAUGACAAAUGCCAAUGGCAGGACUCCAUGUCUGGAGAUUGGGCUUGGUCUCAAGCAGAUAAGAUUUCCGAGGAUCCAGAUACUCAUGGCUCAAUGUUCAUGCCUGUCAUUCUCAGGAGUGACAAAACCACUGUUUCGGUUGCAACUGGGCAAAAUGAUUACUACCUCUCUACACAUCUAUUGGGAAUGUCCAGAAUACUGUUCGCCGUGCACACCGCAAUGCUGUUGCUGUGGUGGGAUUUCUUGCAAUGCCAAAAACCAGGCAUGACAAAGCCUGAAAUUGUUCGUUUUGGGGAUGGCCACUAUCGCCGUGUCAUAUAUGGACUCGGGCCAUAUAUUGCAUGCAUAGUUCGGAACUGGUGUCUUGCCCAUAGCGAUGACCUCGAUGAGAUUAGUCUCCUUUGUUCAAGAACUCAUGCAGAUGCACUCAUCGAAGAGUGCGAUUUUGAUACACUGUGGAAAGAGUAUGGUCUCAUUAACGUGCUUGUGCCAUUUAUGAAUGACUUUCCCCGCACCAACAUCCACGAACUCCUCGCACCUGAUCUUCUUCACCAGAUUAUCAAGGGGGCAUAUAAGGACCACUUAGUUACAUGGGUAGAGAAAUACCUACUGCGCACACAUGGAAAGAUGCAGGCUAACAUAAUUUUAGAUGAUAUUGACCAAAGAAUUGCAGCAGUUCCUCCAUUCCCUAGACUUCAUAGAUUUCCUCAAGGAUGUCACUUCAAACAGUGGACUGGCGACGAUUCAAAGGCCCUUAUGAAGGUAUAUUUGCCGGCCAUUGAAGGUCACGUCCCCUUGGAUGUUGUGCAUGCAUUCCAUGCCUUCCUCAAAUUCUGUUACCUUGUCCGCCGCAAUGUGAUCACAGAGAAGUUGCUCGAUGAAAUUCAAGAUGCCCUUACCCAUUUUCACCACUAUCGGGAGAUUUUCAAGACUACCGGAACAGUCUUAACUUUUUCACUUCCCCGACAAUACACCAUGUCUCACUACAUCUAUCUUAUCCGACUCUUUGGCGCUCCGAACAGCCUCUGCUCCUCUAUUACGGAGUCAAAGCAUAUAAAGGCCGUCAAGGAGCCUUGGAGAUGGUCCAGCCAAUAUAAGGCUCUGGGUCAGAUGUUACUGACCAAUCAGCGUCUUGACAAGUUGGUGGCGUCAUGCAUGGAUUUCCGCACUUGCGGGAUGCUCUCGGGUACAUGUCUAUCAUCCGUUCUUGCGGCACUUGAACCAUCAGAUAGACAGUGUGCACAGCCUGCACAAACCAAUGUGGAAGAGCAGACCAAUGCAGAUCAACAUGACCCUGAGCUGCUGGAGUGGGCUCUGCUAAAUGCGUGGGCUGGACUCUACAAUGAAGUGAUGCGUGCUACUGCUGCCGGAACUCUACCUAACGCCCUGCCUGCGCUCCAAACACCACCAAACAACCUCUAUGACCUAAACCCUCCCUAG